Molecule: messenger RNA, 2944 nt
Organism: Porites evermanni
Lineage: Eukaryota; Metazoa; Cnidaria; Anthozoa; Scleractinia; Poritidae
Source: the annotation of a GenBank genome assembly
ACUAGGUGGCUGAACUUUGAGAAAGUCAUCAACGCUUUGCUGUCCAAGCCAGUUUAUUACCUGAGUAUAACAAAGCUACGGACCCAUACCAAGGAGAAGUGCUUCAUCGAUGAAGAGGAAGAGUUUACUACUAUGGUGAAUUUCUAUCAUGACCUGAGGAUAAUUAUCAAGCACCGUAGCACAGUCAUCUUGAGUACCCAGUGGCUGAUAGACUUGUUCGGGCAGCUGGUCACUAUUCCAGAUUUUACGAAAAUGGUAAGAAAUACAAUUUAACGUGUUUUUAAACUUGCCAUGUUUUAUAACGGCCCCCAUUUUGGAUGACAUCACGGUUGUCAAACCGUGCCGUAACAAAUAAAAAUGAUUAUGUCACAUGCAUUGCAAGCUAUCUUUCGUGUGUGUCAUCAGCACAAUCUACCUUUAUAGGGGUGCAAUGGAAGUACAUUGCAUGACUUGUAGAAUUAUCCUCAAAUGUAGUCUUAAAGGAACGUCUCACAACAAAAAAGAGUGGAAAGAUACAUAUAUACGUGUGCUGAAACCAGCGACUCUUUAUGUCGACCAAUCAGAACGCGCUUUUAUAGUUUGUGGAAGUGAAAUUUGGACCGUAAGAAUUUUCCGGCGAGUAAACCAAAUAGAGGAUUCUGGCUUUUUCGUGGCGCUUUAAAGAACAUUCUAUAGAUUUAAAAUCUGAGGUCUGUUAAAAAGGUUAUGAUCUUUUUUCGCCCCAAGAGAGAUUUAUUCACAGUUGUACUUUCUAGGCAGUCUUUCGUAAUUUCCAUUUUAUAUGUGUCCUCACACAAAUCCGCAAAUUACAAGGAGGAAAGUUUUCCUUGAAUGUUUACUUAAAAUGUUAAGUAGUUUAUUUCUUUUAGAGAACUUGCUAAAACUUAUUAAUAUAACAUUUAGAAAUGUAAAAUGAUCCUGGAAGAAAGCUAUCUUGAAUAGUUUUGUGAUCAUUCAAUCAAUCAAAUCAAUCAAUCAAUCUUUAUUCCUCCUAAGAUAAAAAGACUUAUCUUAAGUUACAUCAGCAGUUGGGAGUCUAAAAAUACAUAAGACAUACUGUAUACAAAUAAUAGAAAGAUCAAUGAUUAUGUUGGGGGCUUGUGUAGCUCGCUUGGCUUCUUAACGAAGAGGACCAAGACUCUGUUCGUUCUCCUUAGACAGCAGUUUAUUCUUCAAAAGCUUCUGACAACAACUCUACUACUCAACUAACGCUACUAGCUUACACAGCGAAUUAAAUAACGAAAUUGUGGACGUGUUUGGGUUAGCUGACCAUGAGACCCUUCCAUUGCAUAUCCUGUCGCUGAACUUGUGAACGAUAGAAUAGUCUACACUGUCGCAAUUAACAGGUACUGAAGAGCCAAUUGAAUGCUAGCGGUAAAACUGCUUGCUAUAUAGGACCAAUCAUACAAAACAGAAACUUCAGUGGAGGCAAAAUUCAAGGUCAGCUAUAAUCUCCGAACAUGCUUACUUCAAAGAACUACAACAAGCUUAACAAAUCCUUUCGAUAGACGAUACUUCUCAAAACUCAGGAACUAACCGUGUGGCCUAUACAUUGACUUUCCUUGGACUAUGAACUGUUUAUUAAGAAACUAGCGCGUGCUACAAAAUAAUCAUUCGGAUAGAAAAACCUUAAAAAUACCAAAACUCCAAAACAGAACUAACAGCAACUACUUUAUAACAAUUAUAUCUAAAAAUAAGCCUAUUUACAAAAACAUUCUUAAAUGUAUCAGUCUUUAUAUCCGGGCGAUGAGCACUUUUGUUUCUGAGUUGAUACUUUGUUUCUUUCUUCUUCGGAAUAAUGUUACUAAGCUGGCAAUCGGGAUCCACUGAACGUACCUUGAAAAGAUUUUUAUCUGCCUUUUCUAAAAGUUCUCGGAUGUCCAUUCUCUUAAAGAUGUGUAUUUCCUUUUAAAGCAUCUAUCCAGAAAGUUUUGUAUGACCGUUAGAUCUGAGUCUACAGACCUUAAAUGAAAUUCGGUAAAACUAAGGCGCUAAAUAGGUGGUCUACUUCACCUUGACUGAAACCUUCCUUCCGUAAAGAUCUUAAUACAAACAGACACUUACAGUAUUUGCCUUAAUCAACUUAGCACGUACGUGUUCGCUAUAUUUACAAUUCUCUUGAAACGUAACACCUAAAAUGAGCAGCGAAUGUUAUUAACUUGCACAAUAUCCUGAAUAAGACCUUUCUUGCGAAAAAUAAUUUCUUUACAUUCCUCUUGUUAUUCCGUCUUAGGUCCCUAAGUUUGCAAAGCACUGGAAGGAAGUCGAAGAAAGCGGUGUUCUCAGCAUGGAACUGCUUGAUCAUGUGUUUUCCAAAUUUCUUCUGGAGGGCGUUGCCAGGAAAGACAUUCUUGAUCUGAUGGAACAAUUUGGAUUGAUUGCAAAAUUUCCAUCUUCAAAGACAGGUGAAAAGUAUUUUGUUCUAUCUCAACUCAAAGCUUCGCCUGAUUCCCUUUGUUCCAUGGCGCCCUAAAGGCUGGACCCUUGUCCUCUGUAUGUUUACUUCGUCAGCGGCUCUGUUCCCCAUGGUCUGUUCACUCGACUUGUUUCUCAAUCUGUCCGUUGGUGUUCUGAGGCUGGUCCAACUCAGCCCCCUACCCUGUACCAAAAUGGAGCGUGGUUUGUUAUUGAGAAGAAAACUGUCCAUGAUUUUGUUCCUAUUUUUAAGAAGCAGUUUAUUAAGUUCUUUAUCAAGCAAAGAAACCACCCUCAGCAGAUCUCUCUCGAUGAGACAAGUGAGAUGGCAGUGCAGGUUCGUGAGUUUGUGGAGGCAACUUUGCAAGCUUUGUCACGUGAUCUCUAUAAAGGUGGAUUGCAGUAUCAUAUUCGGGUCGCCUGUCCGUAUUGUCAGCGGGAAAAAUACUCAAGCCACAAUCAGAUUGCGUGUUCUCAUGAAGAUUGUCUUCACCUCCUUGAGGUAAGACAAGGCGUUCAUCUGAUUUGC